Callorhinchus milii (elephant shark) is the source of this 1759-nucleotide messenger RNA. RefSeq names its product transcription factor GATA-4. Gene Ontology annotation, biological process: cell fate commitment; positive regulation of transcription by RNA polymerase II; negative regulation of transcription by RNA polymerase II. The record is from RefSeq and is a predicted model, not a curated record. The transcript is spliced from 6 exons. NCBI's taxonomy places the organism in Eukaryota, Metazoa, Chordata, Chondrichthyes, Chimaeriformes, Callorhinchidae. Gene Ontology annotation, cellular component: nucleus. Bases 46 to 1179 code for a protein of 377 amino acids. Gene Ontology annotation, molecular function: DNA-binding transcription factor activity, RNA polymerase II-specific; RNA polymerase II cis-regulatory region sequence-specific DNA binding; zinc ion binding.
UCUCCCUCCAUCCAUCCACUCCUCCCUCCAUCCAUCCCCACUGCCAUGUACCAAGGUCUGGCCAACCCGCCUCCCUACCAGGCGCACCCUGACCCAGUUGGGGCUUUCCUGCACACCGCUGGCUCUGCUGUGUACGUGCCCAGCUCGAGGGUGGUGGCCCCAGGUCUCUCCUCAGCCUUCUCCUACCUCCAGAGCGGCUCCUCCCAACAGCACAGCCCGGUCUCCCCUCACCCUUCCUGGGGAGCGGGGGGGAGCGACUCUGCCUGCAGCAGGCACCCCCCAACCUUCCCCCCCACCUCCUCCCAACCCAUCUCAAGCCUCUCCCCCCGCGACACAGCCUUCAAUAGUCCUCUGACCAUCUCAUCGGCAGCGGCAGCGGCAGCCGCCAGGGACCAGGUCAGCAUCAGUUGGACCCUGAGCGGCUCCUUCCCCAACCACUACCCGCAGUACAUGAGCUCAGAGGGGACCUCAGGCUGGACCCCUGCCCCCACCCUGGAGAACCCAGCCUUCAGCCUGAUCAGUGCUCGCAGGCAUGGAGAAGAGCUGUUUGACGAUGUCCUCGGAGGCCGUGAGUGUGUGAAUUGCGGAGCGAUGUCCACGCCGCUCUGGCGCAGAGAUGGGACAGGACACUAUCUGUGCAACGCUUGUGGGCUCUACAACAGAAUCAACGGGAUUAAUCGACCCCUGAUUAAACCCCUGAAACGACUGUCUGCUUCCCGGAGGGAAGGACUGUGUUGCUCGAACUGUCACACCAACACCACCACCCUGUGGAGACGCAAUGCUGAAGGAGAGCCCGUUUGCAACGCUUGUGGGCUGUACAUGAAACUCCACGGGAUCGCUCGCCCUCUAGCCUUGAAAAAAGAGGGGAUUCAGACGAGGAAACGCAAACCAAAGAACACGAUGAAAGACAAGGUGCCCACAGCGGCUUCCAGCUUGCCCUCUACCCGCAGCGUCACUCCCACUACACUAGAACUCGUCACAGUAAAGACAGAGCCAGGUCUCUAUUCCUCUCCGUGUCGAGUCCAGAGGGUGACCUCGCAGGACACAUUAGCAGCAGGUGGGCACAGCCUUUGCUAUAGCGUUCCAGACCUGAAGCUGACAAACUCAAUUGAGCCAGGCACAAGCAGAGAUUACAAGGGAGGCAAACCCUAUCCUUGGAACAGCCUGGAAAUGGUUUGACAAUGGAAGAAAGGCAAUCGAGAGCCAAUCCCAAUAAAAUCGUGGACGGACGGAGUUAUCAAACUCGAGACGUACUUUUUGUGUUCAACGGAAACUGGAAACGGCGAAACGGACCAUCAAGAGAAAAAAGAUGCCGAAGAAAGAGAGCGAGAGAAAGAAACAGAGAUGGAUUGUCGGAUCAUAUCAAAGCGUUUGUAAUUUUAAAAAAAAAGAAAGGGACCGAGUGUUGCAAAAAUGACAUCUUAUCUUCGCCAAGGCUUAACAGCGACUAAAUUCUACGUGGGUGACCUUGGUCCGAUUUUGAUCCUGCGUUAUUAGUAAUUAAGUGCCUUUUUUGGGUCUCCACCACUCGGUGUAAUUAAUGUCUCUAAACUUUCCAAUCAGAAAACCGAUAGCUGGAGUGUUCCCCCUGGACUGUUCCUGUUAUGGAGACGUGUUGGGGCUUUUCAGACCUGCCGUUGGGUUAAAAAUACGACCAGCGUUUCAUGGAGAAGUUAUGUUUCCUUAGUGUAAAUAGUUCUAGAGAAACCAUGCAGAUGCCUGGUUCAGGCUAAUAAUAAAGAGCAACAUCAUAAACACA